GCUUCAUGGAAUAGACAAUUAUACCAGCUUAGUACCGCCGGUCCGCAUAACCUCGCAGCUCGUCCCGGGUAGUCACCUGGACCCUCACAAGACCAUUGACCAAUAAAACAGACUUGUAUAAAGCAAGAACUCUACCAAAUGUAACGACGAGCACACUCCCGCCUCGCUUAACGGGAAGAUGGUCCUCAAACUGUACGGCGAACACAUGUCCACGAAGACGCGCUCCGUCGCACAGAUCUGCAUCGAGAAAGACGUGCCCUUCGAGUUCGUCCAGGUCGAUAUCAACGCCGGCGAGCAGAAGCAACCAGAGAACAUUGCCAGGCACCCCUUUGGCCAGCUGCCGGUUAUCGACGACAAUGGCAUCCUCGUGUACGAGUCCCGCGCGUGUGCGCGGUACAUCGCGGCCAAGUACGCCGCGCAGGGUACACCGGGCCUUAUCGCGCUUCCGGAAACUACGGGGCGCGACGCGGAGAGGAUGGCGGCGUAUGCGGCAUUUGAGCAGGCCGCGCACGUCGAGGUGUGCAGCUUCGAGCCGUGGGCGUACGGGGUUGCAUGGGAGCGAGUGUUCAAAAUACGGCGAGGUCUGAAGACAGACGAAGCGCGAUUGCAGGAGAAUGUACAGAGGCUGGAGGAGAAGUUGGACGUGUACGAGGGUAUACUGGGCAAGCAGGCGUACCUUGCUGGCGAUCACGUCACGCUCGCAGACCUCUUCCACCUCCCCCUAAGCACGAUGCUCGAGGAGCGGUUCGAAAUGGACGUGUUCAAGCCCGAGGCGAGGCCCAACGUCGCGAGAUGGUGGAAGGAUAUAUCAAGCCGGCCGUCGUGGCUGGCUGUCAAAAACGGGGUGUAG
Messenger RNA from Coniophora puteana RWD-64-598 SS2, 850 nucleotides. Its product is annotated as glutathione S-transferase. The transcript has 5 exons. Gene Ontology annotation, molecular function: glutathione binding; glutathione transferase activity. Gene Ontology annotation, cellular component: cytoplasm. The coding region runs from base 179 to 850 and encodes 223 amino acids. The record is from RefSeq and is a predicted model, not a curated record. NCBI's taxonomy places the organism in Eukaryota, Fungi, Basidiomycota, Agaricomycetes, Boletales, Coniophoraceae.